Molecule: messenger RNA, 1194 nt
Organism: Mangifera indica (mango)
Lineage: Eukaryota; Viridiplantae; Streptophyta; Magnoliopsida; Sapindales; Anacardiaceae
Product: probable xyloglucan endotransglucosylase/hydrolase protein 23
Exons: 3
Coding region: 82-921 (279 amino acids)
Biological process (GO): cell wall biogenesis; xyloglucan metabolic process
Cellular component (GO): cell wall; apoplast
Molecular function (GO): xyloglucan:xyloglucosyl transferase activity; hydrolase activity, hydrolyzing O-glycosyl compounds
Source: RefSeq, a predicted model, not a curated record
UUUCAUUUGUCCAUAUUUCCUUUAUAUAUUUUCUUCAAUGCAUGCACACCGCAUAAUUUCAAAGUUUAAAACGAAAUAAAAAUGGGUUCUCUCUCUUUAAUAGUUUUGCUUGGGUCUAUAAUAGUUGUUUCUGCCGGGAAUUUUAACCAAGAAUUUGAAAUCACAUGGGGAGAUGGUCGUGGUAAAAUACUCGAUAAUGAUAAGCUUCUUACUCUCUCUCUGGACCAUAAUUCCGGCUCAGGAUUUCAGUCCAGGAAUGAGUAUUUAUUCGGCAAGAUUGAUAUGCAGCUCAAGCUUGUCCCUGGAAACUCUGCUGGCACUGUCACUGCUUACUAUUUACGCUCAAAAGGGGCAGCAUGGGACGAAAUAGACUUUGAAUUCUUGGGAAACCUGAGCGGUGAGCCUUACACCCUUCACACCAACGUUUAUAGCCAAGGCAAAGGUGACAGAGAGCAACAGUUUCACCUCUGGUUCGAUCCCACUCAAGAUUUUCACACCUACUCCGUCCUUUGGAACCCCCAACACAUCAUUUUCUCUGUCGAUGGGACACCGAUUAGAGAGUUCAAAAACCUGGAGAGCAUGGGCGUCCCAUUUCCAAAAAACCAACCGAUGAGGAUACAAUCAAGUAUCUGGAAUGCCGACGACUGGGCUACAAGAGGCGGACUUAUCAAGACAGACUGGAGCAAAGCUCCUUUCACGGCCUCUUACAGGAACUUUAAUGCCGAAGCUUGUGUCUGGUCCUCUGGAAAAUCUUCUUGCACUUCAAGCUCACCCCCUCGAGGUGAUUGGUUCAAUCAAGGAUUGGAUUCCGGCGGCAAAAAGAAACUCAAAUGGGUGCAAAACAACUACAUGAUUUACAAUUACUGCACUGACACAAAGCGAUUUCCCCAAGGCCUUCCCAAAGAGUGCUCGGUUAAUUAACAUUUUAAACUAUUCGAUAUAUAAUUGUCAAACUAAUAGUAUAUUAUAAAUAUAUUAUAAAUCUGCUUAAUAUUUAUCUAAAUAAUUUUAGCAAAUAUGAUUAAUAUCUUUAGUAAAAAUAUUUACCUAAAUGGCUAUCUAAUUUGUUGUGUUAUAAUUGAGUUCCAAGCAAUGUCGUAUAUUUGAAGCAAUUAGUCUUGGUGGAUUUUAUACAUAUUAUUUUACAAUCUGAAUUCAGAUACAUUAAUCAAUAUAAAGACUUAUAAAGUUUAA